CUGCCUGCUGCUGUACGGAGCAGGAGCGGGGCAGGAGUGCGCGGGUUUACUAGGUGUAAUGUCGGACUCAGCACCCCCCGUUUGCGAGAAUUGUAAACCCGGCAAGGCAACAGACGAGCGAGAAGCAGCGAUAGAAAAAAUGGAUUGUCAGGCUACGUACGAUGUUGUCGCUGCUUGCAUGGAGGCUCACAGAGGGAAUGUGGCGGAUUGUCGAACGGAAUGGAACGACUUCAGAGAGUGCCAUAAAGAGUCACGGGGAAGAUCAACGGGCGACGCAUAAACUUCCGUGCAUAAUGUUCAGCUCGAUACGGCUCGAUCGAGAUAUAUCUACCAGCGGAAGCGGAGAGGUUGAAUGUUGAAUCCAGUUAACUGCACUCGGACUACCGUGGAGCCAUCAGAUCUACUAGACCAGCUCCUUGUGGCCUGCUACUAGACCAGCUCCUUGUGGCCUGCAGGCUGGCCAGUGUUUCAGCUGUUACUUUUGCUGUUGCAUCUCUGGUGUACGGCGUUUUUGAGCGCACUGCCUGUAAGUGCUUUGGGCCUUGUCGCUUUCUCCGUGGAAACGUGGGCACUGGCAACGCCAUCGUGCAUGCAUAUGCGUUGUUCUAUGUACGUCGAAAGCUCUUCCCUCUGAUUCAUUGCAUCUGGGGG
Ectocarpus siliculosus is the source of this 651-nucleotide messenger RNA. Lineage: Eukaryota; Phaeophyceae; Ectocarpales; Ectocarpaceae. The record is from the annotation of a GenBank genome assembly.